Messenger RNA from Elgaria multicarinata webbii, 3422 nucleotides. RefSeq names its product signal transducing adaptor family member 2 (gene STAP2). The coding region runs from base 26 to 1288 and encodes 420 amino acids. NCBI's taxonomy places the organism in Eukaryota, Metazoa, Chordata, Lepidosauria, Squamata, Anguidae. The record is from RefSeq and is a predicted model, not a curated record. The transcript is spliced from 13 exons. Gene Ontology annotation, molecular function: signaling adaptor activity.
AUACUUUCCGCGGCACGGUGGAGGGAUGGCCGUACCGCGCAGCUCGGCUGGCAAACUGAAGCCCACCCUGCCGCCCCACUAUUUUGAGGGCUUCUUGGAGAAGAAGAGUCCCCGGGACAAGGAUUACAAGAAAUACUGGGCAGGACUCCGAGGGCUCACGCUCUAUUUCUACAACACCAGCAGAGACGUCCAGUAUGUGGAGAAAAUCGACCUGGCGGACUUCGUCUCCCUUGCUGAUGAGGACACCCCAAGCGUCGUGGCUACCUGGCCCUUGGAUGGGGCAAGGCUGAAUCUAAAGAUGAGAAGCCAAGAAGUGAAACUGAAGAUGGAGAGCCUCGAUUCUCGGGAGAUGUGGAAAGGUUUUAUUCUCACUAUGGUAGAGAUGAAAAUCCCUUUGACCCUGUCUUUGCUUCCGGGCCAUGUCUACAUGCUUUCUGAAGCCCUCGAGAAAGAAAAACAAAGACGAUGCAAAAUGAACCAGCCUGACCCGAAAGCAGAGAAGGACCUUCCUGACUGUUUCUUCAGGGUCUCCAGGACUGAAGCAGAGGUAUUGCUAGAGAAGAACGAAAACUGUGGCAAUAUGUUACUCCGGCCAGGAGGGGACGGCAAGAGUGUAUCGGUGACCACGCGGCAGAAGGUGAACGGAACCGUGGCUACAAAACACUACAAAAUCUAUGUGGUUGGUGGAGAAUACGUCAUUGACGUGGAAGAGCCGUACCGCUGCUGUUCACUUGCGGACGUGGUGGAAUUUUUCGUCACCAACAGCAAGCGCGUCCUCGUCCCGCUCGCUCUUGACGAGAGCUACGCCAUGACUUUGGAGAUCAUGGAGACAGAUAAAGAAAGUGGAGAGAGUACCUCAAUACCCACCCAGAUGUCCGCUGAAUCCCGGUGGCCUCCAAAAGCAACUGCCCCCCGGGGAGAGAAGCCCUUCGUGAGCCCUAGGGGUCAAAAGCCCCCUGCUCGUCUUCCGCCAAUUUUUCCGGUUAAGCCCCCAGUCCCGGGAUCAGCCACCGCCACACCCGAGAGAGUCUACGAAGAGGAGGAUGUCCUGGAACAGACAUAUGUGAACGACGAAGACGUGGCGGAGAUGAGACAGACCAGGCCAUCCAGAGAAUUUAAAGGCGUCCCUACACCCCCUAGCAAGCCUGCCAGCGGUUUUGGCCUCCGGAAAAAGACGGAUGGUGCCCCCACCCGCCUAGCGAUGUCUUUACCCAGAAACCAUUGCAGUGGGAUGACUGAGGAACUGAAACGGAAGCUGCAAGAACGGAGAGCUACACUGGAAGACUGAGGAGGCCGCGUCCUUCACCAAAACACUGACCAAGAGUAAGGGAAGGCUGGUUUAAGUGGCCCAGCGGAACGUUGCUGGCCAAAACUUCACCUGGAAUUCCCGCCAGCCAGUCUCCCCUGCCCAUCUUCAGUGACACCAUUACGACUUUAUAUUUCAAAAGGGCUCCUCUUCCCACUCAAAGGGCUGAAUCAAGAUUGUUUGCCGCCUGAGUUGACAGCCAAGAUGGGUCCGUCCCGUGUUGUGAUGGCAGUUGAAGCUCAUUUCAAUCGUGAUUAUGGGAUAGCAUCCUCCACCACAACCAAGCCAAAAGGCCAGUUUAGAGGACCCAGGACAGGCUGUGUGACAUAUAUAGCUCUCUCCUCCAACAGACAGGAAGUUGAGGAGGAAACAGCCGUCCCCAGCAUCUGCCGCCUGAGGCCAUCACCUCAUCCUACCUAGUGCCCGGAAGAGAGAAGAGUCUGACUGAAGGUUAUCCCCUCUUGUUCUCCGACUGACUUGGGGAACACAGAUGACCAACACGGCCCUGAAGUGGAGAGAAAUGGGAGAUCCCAGAGACGGUUGUCUCACCGUUUGUCGCAAAAUGGCGGCCCCGAGCCUGGGCGACGGGGUGCCCAGCUUCGUUGUGUCAGGCCAGAAGGAACUCAGGAUCAAAUUAAAGGCCAGUGAAACCCAAAGUACUGUUUCUGACAGUGCCCUGCCGGAUGCCAAAGCAAGAAGCCCACUGGGAGGACAGCGAGUCCUACUCUGCUGUUGCCCCCUCCCAAACAGGCUUCAGAAGUAGACAGCCUCUGGAUAUGAAGGGCCAAGGGAAGGCGGACGGGCCAGUGUCCAGUUCUGGGCACUGGAGUUGAAGAAGGAUGUAGACAGCUGUUUUUUCCAGGCGUAAGAGUUCUCGCUCUGGUGGUCAGACGGAAGCACAGGAGACGUUGAGGCCUACUUGCUCCCUGCAUGUCCAGCAAGCACAUGGGAGCCAUGAGGAGGAAGAAGAGGAGGAGGAGGAAGAGGAGCUGUUGACCAUGGCGAUGAGAAUGUAGACUCAAGGGAGUCCACUGAGGCUGUCUUGAUCAAGGGCCCUCCAGAACCUGCACCCUGGACAUAUCUGUCGAAGAACGGGCCUGGUUUUCCAGGGUCUAAACUCACCGCCAAAUGCAUCGUACCGCAGAGAUGGAAAGCCACAACGUUGUACCCCGAUGGGCAAAAUACCUCUUCACUGCUCAUGGGCCAACCCUGGACGUCAAAAGAAGGAGAUAAAACCCGCCAUGUAACGGCAGACCGAGGGGGCGGGGGAUACGUUCCCCCUCCUCACGCACGGCCCACUUUUCCGCGCAUUGAACAUCAUUUUCUUCUCUUCUUCUUUCUUUUCAGAUCCUUCCUUUCCUUCAUUUUUUAUUUUCCUCCUUUUUCGAAAAACAUAUAUAUAUAUAUAUGCAAAAAAGCAAUACCGUCGUAGGCAAAUGAGCCGAAAGGAAAGCGAUAAUUGUAAACAGUUUAAAAUUGUAAUAUUCUGAACUUGGGAAGGAAGGGACUGCCUAUUCGCCUCGAGGGCAGAUUUAAGGUUUUGGUACUAGUGUAUAAAGCCAUAAAAUUUCAUAAUUUCUGUGAACCGCCCAGAGAGCUUCGGCUAUUGGGCGGUAUAAAAAUGUAAUAAAUAAAUAAAUAAAUAAAAUUUGGGAUUAGGAUACCUGAAGGAGUGCCUUCUCCCUUACCAACCUGCCUGGUUACUGAGGUCAUUAGUGGACCUAUGGAACAAUUAAGAGUCCACCAGGAGAAUUGCCUACACCGUGGUGGCCCCAUUUCUCUAUGGAACUCCCUACCACUGGAGGUCAGGCAGGUUUGCCCAACACUGUGCUAUUCCCGGUGCCUCUUGAAGACAUUUUUUGAAGCCUUCCUUGACUGACCUGCCACAUUUUUUUUUAUUGUUACGCUGUUUUUUUAAAAAAAAAUAUAUCAAUUUUUAAGAUGGUGUUUUACUGCUUUGAUCUUUCUAUCAUUUUAUCUGUUGUUAUUCGCUGCUCCGGAAUUUGUUUAGAUGUGGAGCGGUAUAUAAAUUCUGUAAAUAAAUAAAUAAGGAAGGAAGGAAGAGGGUUUCUUCUGUUGUUAAACAUAAAAUAAAAAAACCUUUUAAUAAAUAAUA